Molecule: messenger RNA, 1218 nt
Organism: Sphaerodactylus townsendi
Lineage: Eukaryota; Metazoa; Chordata; Lepidosauria; Squamata; Sphaerodactylidae
Gene: LPP
Product: LIM domain containing preferred translocation partner in lipoma
Exons: 3
Coding region: 45-434 (129 amino acids)
Biological process (GO): cell-cell adhesion
Cellular component (GO): stress fiber; focal adhesion
Source: RefSeq, a predicted model, not a curated record
CACAGAACACCCUGGAGCAGUGCAGCGUCUGUGCCAAGCCGAUCAUGGAACGGAUCCUGCGUGCCACCGACAGGGCCUACCACCCCCACUGCUUCACCUGCGUGAUGUGUCACCGUAGCCUGGAUGGCAUCCCUUUCACCGUGGAUUCCGGAGGCCACAUCCACUGUAUCGAGGAUUACCACAGGAAAUUUGCCCCUCGGUGUUCUGUCUGCAAAGGGCCCAUCAUGCCCGCGGAGGGCAAGGAAGAGACCGUCCGUAUCGUGGCUUUAGACCGGGACUUCCAUGUGCAGUGCUACCGAUGUGAGGACUGCGGCGGUCUCUUGUCCGAAGGGGACAACCAGGGCUGCUACCCUCUGGAUGGGCACAUCCUUUGCAAGACGUGCAACUCGGCCCGGAUCCAGGCCCUCACGGCAAAGGCGAGCACUGACCUCUGAGUGCCCCCCCCCCCCGGGAGAAUGGCACAACCUUUGCCUCUCGCGCUGCUGGAAGGCCUUUUUCUCGAGGGUCUAAUCCCAAGCAGCGACCCCCAACUUCACUGUGCCACCCCCAACUACACUACAGACUUCAGCCAUUCCAGGAUUCUUUGUGGGAUGCCGCAAGCGGUAUAAAACAGAUAGAAGUUUGUAGUGUAGGUAGACCCGUUACCUCAAGGGGUCCCGGGUGCUAAUUCAGCCUUUGCCAUUUCCUCUACUUCCAGUUUAACCCUUUUUUUCCUGCCACAUAACAUUUUAAUCCAUUAAUAUUCCAGUUACUGAUACUUAGGAUUUCCCCCCUUCUUCACAUGAACCGUCAAGUACUGAGCUUGUUUGCACACACUAAAAUUUUUAUAUCUAUAGUUAGACCUUAUAUAAAAAUGUAUCAUGAUAUUUUGCUAUGCCUUAAAGACAUUUAUAGGAGCGUUGGAAGGAUGGAAACAAUUGCAAACACUCUCUCUGUGUUGGGAAAAGUCCUGUUGGGGCCAUCCUAAGCCACGUUCAAAAUCCUAUUGGUUGCACACCCACUGGCCAACGUAGUGGGGCCAUGAUCCAAGAGGUUCCUCACACAAAGCAAGCUGUCUUAUCCAUCUGAACAAACCUUCAUACAGGAGACAUGUCAAACACUACAGCCAAAACAAACAUUCAUACUAAUUCAUAACUUGGCAUCUCAGAUCUGAAAUUUCACAGUAUUCUGUAUCAGUUUUACAAUUGGGUUGGGGGGGGGGGUGUUGUCGAAGGCUUU